This is a messenger RNA of Syngnathoides biaculeatus (alligator pipefish), 3829 nucleotides long. It is a transcript of the gene dnajc11b, whose product is annotated as DnaJ (Hsp40) homolog, subfamily C, member 11b. The transcript is spliced from 16 exons. The coding region runs from base 36 to 1718 and encodes 560 amino acids. NCBI's taxonomy places the organism in Eukaryota, Metazoa, Chordata, Actinopteri, Syngnathiformes, Syngnathidae. The record is from RefSeq and is a predicted model, not a curated record. Gene Ontology annotation, biological process: cristae formation.
UGACGGUGUGGGCGGGACUUACAGCGAACUCGAACAUGGCUGCGUCCUUAGACGAUGAUGUUGAGUUCAAUAAUCAGGAUUACUACUCGCUGCUCAACGUGCGGAAGGAGGCUACUCUGGAGGAGCUGAAAGCAUCGUAUAGGAGACUUUGUAUGCUCUACCAUCCUGACAAACAUUGUGAUCCUGAGCUGAAAAUACAGGCUGAACAGCUUUUCAACCAGGUGCACCAAGCCUAUGAAGUGUUAAGUGAUCCUCAUGCUCGAUCCAUCUACGAUCUCUUUGGGAAGAAAGGGUUAGAAGUAGAAGGUUGGGAGGUGGUGGAACGAAAAAGAACACCGGCAGAAAUUCGAGAGGAGUAUGAACGUCUACAGCGAGAAAGAGAAGAAAGGAAGUUGCAGCAAAGAACAAACCCCAAGGGCACCAUAAGCGUGGGAGUGGAUGCGACUGACCUCUUCGACCGUUAUGAUGAGGACUUUGAGGAAACCCCUGGGGGAGGUUUUCCUCACCUGGAGAUCAACAAAAUGCACAUCUCCCAGUCCAUCGAGGCUCCUUUGACGAACUCCGACACUGCAGUGCUGUCUGGUUCACUCUCAACCCACAAUGGCAAUGGAGGGGGCAGCAUUAACAUGACAGUUCGCCGGGUUACAUCUGCUAAAGGCUGGGGAGAGUUGGAGUUUGGUGCAGGAGAAAUACUGGGACCUCUUAUUGGCUUGAAGGUGUUUCGUAAUGUCACACAGCGAUGUUUCUUGACAGCGCAGUGUGGCUUGCAGUUUUCCCCCCGCGGCUUACGCCCCAGCUGUUCUUUGAUGACAGCACGCCACCUGGACCAGAACACAAUGGGUUAUCUGCAGUGGCGCUGGGGUCCCACCAGUGCCAUGACCACAAGUGUGGUGCGCGACACGAAGAGCAGUCACUUCACUCUUGCUGUACAGCUGGGGGUUCCUCACUCCUACCUAAUGAUGAGCUACCAGUACAAGUUCCAAGAUGAGGACCAGACCAAAGUCAAAGGGUCCAUCAAGACAGGCUGGUUCGGAACAGUGCUGGAAUACGGAGCAGAGAGGAAGAUCAGCCGCCACAGUGUCCUGUCAGCCACUGUCAGCAUCGGCGUCCCUCAGGGAGUCACACUGAAGAUCAAGUUGGCACGUGCCAGUCAAACGUACCUGUUUCCAGUCCACCUGACAGACCAGCUGUUGCCAAGUGCUGUCUUCUAUGCCACAGUGGGCCCAUUGCUUGUCUACAUGGCCGUCCACAAACUUGUCAUCAUCCCCUACACACGAGCACAGAAAGAAGAAGAGCUGGAGCUACAGAGGAAGAGCUCAGCCACAGACAUUGCCAAGAAGAAGCAGGAAGCUGAAUCUGCCGUUUUGCUGAUGCAGGAGUCCGUGAGGAGAAUCAUCGAGGCCGAAGAAUCCAAGAUGGGACUGAUCAUCCUGAAUGCGUGGUAUGGAAAGUUUGUGUGCGACACCAGCCAGAAGCAGGAGAAAGCCAAAGUCAUUGACGUCACUGUGCCGCUGCAGUGCCUAGUCAAGGACUCCAAGCUCAUCCUCACUGAGAGUUCCAAGGCGGGCUUGCCGGGCUUCUAUGACCCCUGUGUGGGAGAACAGAAGGGCCUGAAAUUGCUCUAUCAGUUCAGAGGAGUAAUGCACCAAGUCAUCUGUGCCGACACCGAGCCACUCCGGAUACCCAAACAAUCUCACAGGAUUGAAAGUGAAUCUUAGGAGGCAUGGAGCACUAGAGGGCAAUGAAGGAACAAAAUACCUUUUUUGACAAAGAUCUGGCCUUUGGUCCUCCUCUGUGAUGGUGUUAGUGAAUCUUUUAUCAAGUCCUUCCAGUCCUCUUUUUUUUUUUUCCCCCUCCAAAGUGUCUCCUAGCUGCGAGGUUAACACAGCCACUGGGAGUUUGCUUGACACUUGACAGAACAGCUCAAAUAUCGUCUGUACACUGACGAAGGACAGAGGAGCAUGCAACCAAAGGGCCGGCCGGUCGUGCUGCCAUCAGUGAUUGGGCAAAAUUUCGUGGGAAGAUGUCAGCCUUCGUGACCGUGUCAAACAUGCAGCUACGCAAGGAAAUGUGCGUUUUACCUCACUGUUGACUUUACUCAUCACAUUUUGUCCUGCAGAACCUUCAUGAGAUAUUACAGUGUACGACGUACUUGCCAUGCAAACAGGAUUAAGUCAUAGGACGGUCUGCAGUAUGAAGUUUUGUUCGGGUCUCAUCUUUGGUUUAUGUUGGCUGCGCAGUGGGGUGUCACUCUUUGGAAAUGUGUGAAAAUAUAAUGUGAGGAAAAGGGAAGCGACAGUGUUCAGGAUGGUGCUGAUUUGUGCAUUUUAGGAUUCAUUCAGAUUCUAUUUAAUGUCCUCUAGGUUUUGUUGUAGUAAUAAUUAUGUUAUAUUGUUAGCAAUAAUUAUAUUUUGGCUGCUACUAACCUCCAGUAUAUAAACUCUGAUGCAAAUGUGUGAUGUUUACUUUGAUUUAACAAUUUUCUCAUGAACUGCCACUUCCAGUUUGUUCCUCUGAAACAGAUUUUACUUGUUUUAUUUUUUUCUGAAAUGUUGAGUAAGUCAGCACAUCGCAUCUGUCAUAUCUUGCACAUGUUAAUUUGUCUCCCGUGUCCUUCAGUUGUGUUUUUAGUUUCUGUUACACACAUGUUGGUUGUUUUUUUUCCAGACUUGUCUUUUAGAAAAACGGCACAUAAUCCUGCAGCUCUGAGCAACAAUUUCAAAUGUUAUUCUUUCAAAGCAAAUUGAUCAAGGAGCAAUUAUUGUAAGGACUGCAUUGAAGGGAAACUAUAUUUUGCACUGAAAUGUUUGAAUACAGUGAGUAAUUCUGGUAUUGGAUGGAAGUACUGCAAUACUGAUUUGCCAUUUUGUUACUCUCAAAUUGUGUGCGUAGUACACAAUUGCUGUAUUCCCAUUUCGCUCAUUUUACAAUGUGUGGCACUUUAUAAAGUACAAAUGCACAAUUUAAUGAGAUCCAAUAAAAUAAGAAUAGCUGCAUCAAAUAUUCUGCCUUUACAAUUGUAACAACGUUGUUUGGACUGAGUGACAUUGUCAGAGAGGUGUAAUAGCUGCAUCAAAUAUUCUGCCUUUACAAUUGUAACAAUGUUGUUUUGACUGACUGACAUUGUCAGAGAGCUGUAGAAUUUACUGCAUCAGGUUUCUAUUGAGAGGACCUUAUUUAACAAGGAAAUAAAUACCUCUGAGCAGUGAUACCCCACAGUAAUGCACGUCCAUCCACCAUUAUUUGUAGUGCUUAACCUCACCACGAUUGUGGGGGUGCUGAAGCCUGUCCCAGGAAAGUCUGGGUGAGAGACAGGGUGCACCCUGAAUUGGUCGCCAGCCAAUCACAGGGCACAUACUGCAUCAUCAAACACCAUUUUCCACUAACAUUCUCACUUACAGGCUAUUUAGAGUUGCCAAUGAACCUACUGUAUCGUGCAUGUUUUUAGGACGUGGGAGGAAACAGCAGAAAACCCACACAGUCACACGGGGAGAAUAUGCAACCUCCACACAAGCAAAUCCGGGUCCUCAGAACUCUGAGGCAGAUGUACUAACCACUUGAACCAGAAAAUAACAUAUUAAUACAAUAUUAAAUCACAAUGUCAAUUAAAACAUUUCUUUUGGUAACUUUUUUUAAUUGCGCAAGUGUAAUUAAUAUUUGUACCAAAUAUGCCGAGUGGGUUAUUUUGACAAAUGUUCUGUUCACAACUGCUGCACCGUUGUUCUAAGACCAGCAGAAAAGCAGGAUCCUAAAUGUUACAUUCCUAUCUACAUCCGAAAUGUUUUUAUGUAAUACAGUAUGUGUAACGUGUGCUGAAUGGAGGGGCAUU